CCUGCCCAUUCACACCCUGAAGCAAUAAAAGGAUUGACAGGAAGACUUCAUCACCAUUAUUGUAGUUAAGCGUGACCGGAUCACCAGAUCACUACUGGACUAAAGUUUUCUGGCUAUUUUUCACCAUGGUGCACCUGAGACGGCUGUGGAUCAAUGCUCUGUGUUUGCUCACCAUGGCUUCUUCAGGGCUUCUGGCUCCUCAGUCUCUUGGCCUGCGUGGAUUUCCCAGAGAAGAGCAGCAGAAAACUUCUCUCACGUCCUUCAAUUUGCCAAUAGAGAUCACCAACAGGAACUUCACCAACGCAUUACUCGACACCACAACUGAAAAUUAUCGCACCAUGUAUGGAGAAGUCGCUACCCUGUUAGAUCAAAUCUAUUUCUGCAAAGAUGGGGGUUUAUGUUCAAAUUUCCACUAUCAAGGAGUUAAGGAAAUGACUUUCAGCUCUGGAUCAGUGAUUGCCAACACAGUUAUAAGCUUCAAUACCAACCAAAUAAACAAGCAGAUUGUCUGGUAUACCUUUACUCAGCUUUUCAACACCAUCCAACCCCAAGUUCUUAAACUGAAUUUGAGCUAUACAACAGUUGACAAAAUGAAGCCUCCAAAAACUAUCACCACACAAACUACAACUACACCAACUACCAGCACAGCAACUACAACCACACCAACUACAACCACACCAACUACCACAACUUCUACAACAACACCUACUACAACUACCACCACACCAACUACCACCACACCAACUACAACCACACCAACUACCACAACUUCUACAACAACACCUACUACAACUACCACCACACCAACUACCACCACACCAACUACAACCACACCAACUACCACCACACCAACUACCACCACACCAACUACAACUACACCAACUACAACCACACCAACUACAACCACAGCAACUACCACCAUACCAACUACAACCACACCAACUACCACCACACCAACUACCACCACACAAACUACAACUACAGCAACUACCACCACACCAACCACCACCACCACCACACAAACUACAACUACACCAACUACCACCACCACAACACCACCUACUACAACACCUACUACAACGAGCCCCUCUUUAACACUUUCCACCACCAAUAGAACCACAACACCUAAUACCACCACCACAGACCCAUCCACUACCACAACCACAGACCCACCUCCUCCAACCACCCCCACCACAGCACCCACUACCACAACCACAGACCCGCCUCCUUCAACAAGCCCCACCACAGCACCCACUACCACAACCACAGACCCACCUCCUUCAACCACCCCCACCACAGACCCACCUCCUUCAACCACCCCCACAACAGCACCCACUACCACAACCACAGACCCACCUCCUUCAACAACCCCCACCACAGCACCCACUACCACAACCACAGACCCACCUCCUUCAACCACCCCCACCACAGCACUCACUACCACAACCACAGACCCACCUCCUUCAACCACCCCCACCACAGCGCCCACUACCCCAACCACAGACCCACCUCCUUCAACCACCCCCACCACAGCACCCACUACCACAACCACAGACCCACCUCCUUCAACCACCCCCACAACACCUAAUAAGACCAAUACCACCACAACAAUGACUAUUACAAAUAUCACUGCACCAAAACCUAAUACAACUACAACAUUUUCAACGUCCAAUAUAGUUGCUGUGCCCUCACCAGAAGUGACGAUAGCGCUGUUAGCCAGCUACCUAGCUUACUAG
Gymnodraco acuticeps is the source of this 1736-nucleotide messenger RNA. RefSeq names its product mucin-2-like. NCBI's taxonomy places the organism in Eukaryota, Metazoa, Chordata, Actinopteri, Perciformes, Bathydraconidae. The transcript has 6 exons. Bases 126 to 1736 code for a protein of 536 amino acids. The record is from RefSeq and is a predicted model, not a curated record.